CCGCCAAUCAAAGCAGUCGAAGCGAGUUGUCGCCGUAAUUUGAAAACACCGUUUAGCUCGGAGGCUUCUGGUGGUGCCGACACACUGAUUCAAACCAAAGUUAUCGAUAGUUUAUUCUUUUAUUUUAACCACUUGACGCAAUGGACGCUUGUAACGAAGAGGAUAUCAAAAUGUACUUUUAUGAAAACAGACUGAAAACUUUCGAGGGGUGGCCGUUCGACGAGGGCUGCUCGUGUACGCCGGAGAACAUGGCCAAAGCUGGCUUCAUUCACACCCCUUCAGAGAACAGUCCAGACAUCGCCAUGUGUUUCUUCUGCCUCAAAGAGCUAGAGGGCUGGGAGCCGGAGGAUGACCCUGAAAAGGAGCACAAAUCUCAUUCACCAUCUUGCAACUUCAUCACCCUGAAGAAGACAGUGACGGAGCUGACUGUGGAGGAAUUCUUUAAACUACAGAAGGAGAGGCACAAGUUCAUCAUUAACAAAUCCUGUAACGAGGCCCUCACCAAGUUGGAAGAGGCUGCCAAAUUGAGAAGAGGAGAUAUCAUCAAGACGGCCAUGGGAGAAGAGUGACAGGAGAAUGGAUGCUGAUGAAUGAGAUGGGCGGAGUGUGAGAUUAAUUGUAGAUGGAAGGCGGCUGUCUGGUUUCCCCCGAUGUCAUUUCUAUGUUCUUUUGUAUGUCUCCUUUGUAACGCUGUACUUCUGUCAUCUUUUAAUGUCUUCUGUUUUUAUAUCUUAUGUUUUUAUUCAUUAAACAUGCUCUAUCUGGUUACCUUUA
Molecule: messenger RNA, 774 nt
Organism: Acanthopagrus latus (yellowfin seabream)
Lineage: Eukaryota; Metazoa; Chordata; Actinopteri; Spariformes; Sparidae
Gene: birc5a
Product: baculoviral IAP repeat containing 5a
Exons: 4
Coding region: 141-569 (142 amino acids)
Source: RefSeq, a predicted model, not a curated record